Anastrepha obliqua is the source of this 3602-nucleotide messenger RNA. RefSeq lists its product as uncharacterized. The record is from RefSeq and is a predicted model, not a curated record. The coding region runs from base 1 to 2805 and encodes 934 amino acids. The transcript has 9 exons. Lineage: Eukaryota; Metazoa; Arthropoda; Insecta; Diptera; Tephritidae.
AUGCAGCAAAACCACAAACAGCUUCAAAAGUUGAAGCAACCACGAAACCAAGAACAGCAGCAAAAAGAACAAAUUCACUACAGCCAAGAAGGAUUGCUAGCAGCCGCGAUGGUGAGAACCACCGAUGCAAAAGUGGAAAUAACAGCCACAGCAAAAAAUACAUACCAUAGAUCAAUCAUAACACCAAAUUGGUUGGCAAAUACAACACACGACACCAACAGCAGCAACAAAAAUAGUCACACAUCUGCUGCUACCUUCAACCACAAGCAUUGCGUGCGAAAUCGGCACAGUAGGGCAGCGCAAGCAAACAACUCAUCUGCCACAAGAACAUUUCGAACAGACGCUACAGUCGUCACCACACAUUACCAGCGCAUGCGAAUGAUGCUUAAUAGCUGUCACUUGUUCGCCGGACGAUGUCCAAUGGCGCUGCUAAUCGCCAUCGUGCUGGCGAUUGAAUUUGUGACGCCAGUCAUAAUGGUGGACUUGUAUGAAAGUACGACGCCAAUGCAGCCAAGUAGCAAUCAUGGCAACAGUACACUGUACUCUGCCUCCGACGAGCACAGCAGCCAGAUGGCAUCAAUUAACACCAGCAAAUGGCAAUCAUUAGAUGCGACAAGCAAUAGCAGUUAUAGCUGGAGCAAUCAUAGUCAAAGUGGCCAAGGUAGCUACAACGGCAGUGACAGCGCGCGCAACAAUGGCGGCGAUUCGAUUUUCAUGCGUUUCGCGAGACGUUUCUCCACCGGCAACGAUUUAUGGGAUGACAUUAUACGCGAUUGUUAUAUUCAACCAACCUUUAGUUGCUUCCAGAAGAAUGUUUUUACCUAUUUGAAUGGUGCGCUUGACGCACACGACGUGAACGUGACGCAGCGACUGAAAUUCUAUCGCAAUCAAGUGGAUUAUGCGGAUAUGCAACAUGAACCAACGGAGGCGGCAGCGGCAAAGGAUGGCAGCUCGGACGAGCAAAGUUCUGUGCUGUCCGAUGACGAGCAUUUGCUCACCAACGAGAUUCCACAUGAGGAAGGCCGGGCAGCAACAGCUACCGACACUUCUGAGACCCCUAUCGAAGAAGUAACCAAUGCACUCUACAGCAAAAGCGUGAAAUUCGCUAUAACACACGAUUUGGAAGUCAAAUUGCCAGAAGUGAUGUUCGACGGUGCUACCUUUCGUAUUUCUCCGCGCUCAUUCGAAGGCAACGGCAUUAUUGCAAAACUAGAGUUGAUACCGAAACAGGAAGUGGAAGCGCGUUUGGCUGGAAAAAUUAUUAUGAAGAAAAUACAGAAAUUCUUGCGCAGCAAAUUAUUGCUUUCAUUCCUGGCACUCGUUCUCAUUAUAAAAAUCAUCAAAAUUAAAUUGUUCUGGCUGUUGCCGUUGGUGAUAGGUAUUGGCGCGGCCAAAAAGUUAUUGCUCAAAUUCCUGCUCUUCCUCUUCCCAGCGCUGUCGCAUCUUUUCAAAUUGUGCUCCUACUAUCAACAAACAUAUCAUUCGACCAAAUAUCAUCAUCACCAUCACCUAAUCAACCAUCAUCACACGGUUGUUCCCGCUUGGCAUGCGCCCGAACACCACUCACUACCGGAAAUCAUUUAUACCAAUCCACCAAAGGGCCACCCUUCGGCUUAUCUACAUGGUGCGCCGAUACAUGAAACCUAUGGUCCCUACUCGCUAGAGCAUAAUGAGGGUAAUUGGGAGAACUCCGGACCAGGGCUGGGCUCAGAUUAUAUUGGUGAAAUAAAUCGAGUGGCGCAAGUCGAUGAGAAUCCAAAUUAUUUCAAACCAAAUGCCAACAAUGAUGCGAAUGAGAUACUUGUUUGGGGUUUGGGCACAACACAACCAACAAUUUCUCAACUCCAACAACAACAGCAACAUAAGCAACAUCAGCAAAGGUAUCGGCCGGUAACACAGCAGCAACAGCAAUCACCCACACAACAACAGCAACAACAGCGACCGCCAUCACUUGUACAGCAACAAAAAAUGCAAUUACAACAGCAACAACAGCUAGUACAACAAAAACUGAAAACACAACAGAAACAACAACAAACACAUAACCUUCAGAAACCCCACGCCUCUAGUCAUAGUUUUAAUCCCUUUUUCAAUGGUGAAAAUAUUUCGAAACAAAGCAUAUUUGGUACAAAAUUCAAAAAUCCGUCACAAGCACAAUCUGCGCCAAAUCCGGUUUACGCACCACCACCACCGCCACCACCAUCGCAUCAACACCAGCAGCAGCCGUCAGCUGAGGCGCUAACCGCAGCCGCACAUAUAGCAGCUCAAUAUGAUCCGGCGCGCAAUAGUCUUGCACAGCAACAGCAAAAACAGGACCAACUUAAGCAGCAACAGUUGCAGCAAUUAUUACAACAACAAGAACAGCAACAAAUGUCGCCGGAGUUAGCCGCACAAAUAAAGGAGGCGCUACGCAUACAGGCCGAGCAGCGUAUAAUCUCUCAGCAGCAACAAAUACUUGAGAAGCAGCCUUUCGUACAAGAUGGACAGCCAAUCAUGCCAAAGAAUUAUGAUCCCUUCUACAGUCCGAUUCUAUUGAAAAUUGAAAAAAUCAUUGAGCAACUUGGUGUCACAGAUGAUCUCUGCAAGGAGCGGCUCAUCUGCAGCAUGUACAAGGAUCCGGAGCGUUAUAGUCCGCAUAGUAAUUUCGUGUCAGCUGAACUGAGUCGUGAUACAAGUGAAUUGCAACCCGUGUCGAAUCCAAAUGGUGCCGUUAUUCGUUUCUACCGUUUCAUACAAGCAGCUCGUGAUGGUCAGGAUCAAAGGGAUUGUUUACGCCUGUAUCCGCAAUGCAGCAUCAAUACGGAAUGAGUAGCUUUUGGUGGCGAAUCGGGCAUGUGAAUGGCACAAAAUCAAUCAUUUCGCAUAGAAGAAUGAAAGGUGUUGGCCUUUGUAGCGAGCGCCCAAAUAUUACUUAGUAGCAUUUCAGGCGCCAAAAAACAACAUCAACAAACAACAAAAAUACCAAAACUUUAAAUUGACUAACUGCCAGUGUUCCGCGUGCUACAAAAACAGCGUAAACAGCCAAUACGGUUUGCUACCCGGCAGCAUUGAAUAGUCUAUGGAUUUUCAAUUUGAUAGUCUUUUGUUUACUACUUUUGCUUUUGUAAAUAGGAUUAGUGCGUAAGUUGAUUAUUUUUUUAUACAUUUAGGUAUUUUACGAUUAGGCAUAAAUAUUCAUUUACUUUGAAGUUGUUUCGUAUUGUUUUGGAAAACUAUACAGUUUUCAUUUUGUUUUGUCUUGUUGCUGUAAAGAAAUUAAUUUUCAAUAUUGCUUUCAUGUACUUAUUUUCGAAACUCGAGCGCCCGUAAGUAUGCAACGAUAAAUAAUUACAUAAUCAUGCCGUAAUAGCGUUCAAGUUCUAAUUAUUUUGCAUUACUUUAGAGUUUGCAUACUUCCCGGCACUCGAGUAAGCGUCUGCAGUGAAAGCAAUUUCUGAGAAGAAUAGUUGUAAAUUGCACUUUGGAAAAACUUAACUGGUUGGCAGCCAAUUUGCAUUAAGCGGAUUAAAUGUUCAUGGAACUUGAUGCACCUUUUUGUGUUAAAGUUUGUAACUGAAGUACCAACCACUUCAAUAGUCAGUGGAGGUUGCGCGAUUAGUUCGAAU